Musca vetustissima is the source of this 1567-nucleotide messenger RNA. RefSeq names its product probable peptidoglycan muropeptide transporter SLC46. The transcript is spliced from 9 exons. Gene Ontology annotation, cellular component: membrane. Gene Ontology annotation, biological process: transmembrane transport. The coding region runs from base 1 to 1560 and encodes 519 amino acids. NCBI's taxonomy places the organism in Eukaryota, Metazoa, Arthropoda, Insecta, Diptera, Muscidae. The record is from RefSeq and is a predicted model, not a curated record. Gene Ontology annotation, molecular function: transmembrane transporter activity.
AUGCAUAACGACGAAGAAAGAUUAUACGAUCCCAAUGAUGAAGAAGCCUCAUUGGACAAUGAAAUUGCCCAAAAUAGAGAUGCAACUUCAACGACCACCGAAUCGAUUCCAGGCGAAAAUGAUGACAAUAAUUCCAAUUCAACACUGCCUCCAUCUGUUGAGGGCCAACCGGUGAUUAAACAUCGAUUUUUUAUAUUGGAACCAGCAGUAUUUUUAGUAUUUCUAGCAAUGUAUUUAUCUGGAACUGUUUAUCAAAAUCAAUUACUAUAUCAAACCUGCAUUUACGUUUUCGAGUACAAUGAAACCCAAUGUGCACCAUUGUUAGGCGUUGAACGCGAAACCGAAGAGGUCCAACACAUAGAAACCCAGGUCCAACCCUAUGUUGCUAGAAUAUUAAUGGCCCGUUCCCUGCUGGAAAGUAUAAUACCAGCAAUUGUUAGUUUAUUUAUUGGUCCCUGGUCGGAUAAAUUUGGUCGCAGGCCAAUUGUUUUAACCACAUUUACAGGUUAUCUCACUGGUUCCAUAAUAUUAACAAUUCUAAGUUUUAUUGCCACCAAAACUGUUAUAAGUCCUUGGGUAUUUCUGUUGAGUUCAGUGCCCUCGGUAUUGAGUGGUGGAACAUGUGCCUUAAUCACCGGAAUUUAUUGUUAUAUAUCGGAUGUGGCCAAAGAAAAGGCAAGAGCUUUAAGAAUGGUAUUAAAUGAAGCCGCUCUGUGCACAGGCAUGAUGAUCGGCAAUGUUGUUAGUGGUUAUUUAUAUGCUGCCACAAAUACUGUAACUGUAUUUGCCAUAUCAUCAGGUCUAAUGCUAUUGGCUUUAAUUUAUGUUGCAAUAUUUGUAAUUGAAAGUCUACGACCUGAUCAAAUACAUUCUGGGUCCAAAAUUAGGGAAUUUUUCCGUUUCGAUUUGGUUAAGGAUUUGGUGAGGACUUGCCUUAAACGACGUCCCAACUACGAUCGUUCCAUUAUUUGGUUAACAAUGAUGGCACUGACAAUAGCCAUUUUUACAAUGGAAGGUGAUUCGAAUGUUACAUAUUUGUAUGUACGCAAACAAUUCGAAUGGACUUUGAAGGAUUUUAGUAUGUUUAAUGCUGCUCGUAUUGUGGUGCAAAUUAUUGGCAGUGUUUUGGGCAUGUUUGUAUUGAGGAGGCUAUUGAAAUUUUCCAUUACCUCAAUGAACAUGAUUGCCAUAGCAAGUUGUGUGUUGGAAAGUACGGUUAGAGCCACUGCAAUAUAUUGGUGGGAAUUGUAUGUGGGUCUUACCUUGGGUUUAAUGCGUGGCAUUAUGGGACCAAUGUCCAGAGCCAUACUAUCUCAUGUUGCCCCAGCCACUGAAGUUGGUAAAAUAUUUGCCUUAACCACUUCGUUGGAAUCAUUAUCGCCUCUCAUUGCCGCACCUUUAUAUACAAUUGUAUACAAUGCCACCUUGGCCUAUCAUCCAGGCUUAUUUAACUUUAUAAGCGCUGGUUUAUAUUUGUUAUGUUUUACAUUUAUAUCAAUUAUAUUUGGCAUACAAAAAUCAUUGGGUCACACAGCUACCUAUCAGGCUAUAAGUAGCUAAACUAAAA